GUGCAAUAAAAUAUAGGAAAAACGCCUAAAAUUAUACGAUUCAUCAGUUUACCCCAUUUUCUAAAGCAAAAUCAGUUUUCCACAAACCCUAAUCGCAAUUCCGACCGUGAAUCAGUAAAAAUGGUGCUUGCGCAAUUAGGUGGCAGCAUUUCGCGCGCGAUUCAGCAGAUGAACAAUGCGACGAUCAUCGACGAGAAGGUUUUGAAUGAUUGCCUCAAUGAGAUCACGCGCGCACUCCUUCAAGCUGACGUGCAGUUCACGCUCGUUCGCAAUAUGCAGACCAAUAUCAAGAAGAUCGUCGAUUUCGACGCUCUCGCCGCCGGCCAUAAUAAACGCAACAUUAUCAAACAGGCUAUUUUGAAGGAGCUAUGCAAGAUAUUGGAUCCAGGGAAGCCUUCGUUCGCUCCCAAGAAAGGGAAAACUAGCGUUGUUAUGUUUGUUGGGUUGCAAGGGUCGGGGAAAACAACGACUUGUACCAAAUAUGCAUACUUCCACCAGAAGAAGGGAUGGAAACCUGCCUUGGUUUGUGCAGAUACAUUCAGAGCUGGUGCUUUCGACCAGUUGAAGCAGAAUGCCACUAAAGCCAAAAUUCCUUUCUAUGGAAGCUACACGGAGUCGGAUCCUGUGAGCAUUGCUGUAGAAGGGGUUGAAAGGUUUAAGAAGGAAAACUGUGACCUCAUAAUUGUUGAUACCAGUGGACGUCACAUGCAGGAAGCAGCUCUUUUUGAAGAGAUGCGUCAAGUUUAUGAAGCAACGAAACCAGAUCUUGUGAUAUUUGUCAUGGAUAGCAGUAUUGGUCAAGCUGCAUUCGAUCAAGCUAAAGCAUUCAAGCAAAGUGUUGCGGUUGGAGCUGUAAUUGUCACUAAGAUGGACGGGCAUGCUAAGGGAGGUGGUGCUCUUAGUGCAGUUGCAGCAACAAAAAGUCCAGUGAUAUUUAUGGGCACGGGUGAACAUAUGGACGAGUUCGAAGUAUUUGAUGUCGAGCCAUUUGUUAACCGUCUGCUAGGCAUGGGUGGUGGCGACUGGUCUGGGUUCGUUGAAAGAAUUCAAGAAGUGGUUCCGAAGGAUCAACAGCUGGAGAAGCUUUCUCAAGGCAACUUUACUUUCAGGACUUUGUACGAGCAGUUUCAGACUUUACUUAAAAUGGGUCCUAUGAGUCAGGUACUCUCCAUGCUUCCGGGAUUUAGCCAAGAGUUGAUGCCCGAAGGACGUGAAAAGGAAAGCCAGGCUAAGAUUAAAAGAUAUAUGACAAUGAUGGACUCGAUGACUAAUCAAGAGCUGGAUAGUUCAAAUCUGAAGAUGAUGAACGAGUCUCGAUUAAUGCGGAUAGCUAGAGGGUGUGGGCGUCCGUUGAGGGAUGUGAUGGAACUAUUGGAAGAGUAUAAACGUUUGGCGAAGAUUUGGGGGAAAAUGAAGGGAAUGAAGAUUCCGAAGAAGGGAGAAAUGAGCGCCCUAUCGAGAAAUAUGAACGCGCAGCAACUGAGUAAGGCGCUGCCACCUCAGAUGCUGAGUCAGAUUGGCGGCAUGGGCGGCUUGCAAAGCUUGAUGAAGCAAAUGGGUUCUGCUAAGGAUGUUAUGGGUAUGUUUGGUGGUGGGGAUAAUAAAUAGGUAUUUAACUUAGUCGACUGUGGGGAAUUCCAAGAUUCCUUUCACAUUGAACUUGAAUCAAUUCUUAUCAUUCAGGUACAUAUACAUCUCCCAUAUAGAGCAAUUUGAGAUAGACUAUUUGUUCAAGGUGACCAUUUUUGGGUUUUUACUCCCAUCGAUAUUAUUAAGAAGUUGCGUUGCUUCAUUUUUUCAUCA
Erythranthe guttata (spotted monkey flower) is the source of this 1803-nucleotide messenger RNA. Its product is annotated as signal recognition particle subunit SRP54 2. Gene Ontology annotation, cellular component: cytosol; signal recognition particle, endoplasmic reticulum targeting. Gene Ontology annotation, molecular function: ATP hydrolysis activity; GTP binding; 7S RNA binding. The record is from RefSeq and is a predicted model, not a curated record. Gene Ontology annotation, biological process: SRP-dependent cotranslational protein targeting to membrane; SRP-dependent cotranslational protein targeting to membrane, translocation. NCBI's taxonomy places the organism in Eukaryota, Viridiplantae, Streptophyta, Magnoliopsida, Lamiales, Phrymaceae.